AUGCCGCUGACGGGCGACGCGGUGACGCAGUUCCUGAAGGUGGUGGACAGGAUCGAGGAACUAGGGCUGCCGGGCCCGGGGCGGCGCGCGGACGCGAUGCGGGCGGCGUACUCCGAGGCCGCGGCCCUGAACGAGGCGCAGGACCCCGACAGCCGCCUGGGCAUAGGCAUCAAGCUGCUGCUGGUCGGCCUCACGGGCACCGGCAAGAGCGAGCUCGCCAACACGCUGCUGGAGCGGCCCGCGAUCAGGACCAACGCGUUCAGGGAAGCCACCAAGAAGAUCCGCGUGGUCAAGGGUGACGUGCGCGGCAUCGGCCUCACCAUCAUCGACACCCCCGGGCUCCACGCGUCCAGCGACAUGGCUCUGAGCAACAGGGGCAUCCUGAGGUCGAUUGGGCGCGCUUACAAGAAGCACAAGCCGGACUUCGUGAUCUACGUCGACAGGCUGGAUGCCGCCAAGGCGUCCUUUGGCGAGCUGUCCACGCUGACUCAGCUGGGGGAGGUCCUGGGCAAGGGCGUGUGGCGCAACCUCAUGGUGGUGCUGACUCACGCCAACGCAGCGCGGGAGCAGAUGGGCGCGGAGUACGCGCAGACUAUGAAGCAACGGCGCAACAUCCUGGGCAACAUCAUGCGCCAGGUGUCUGGGGAGAUGCAGCUCAAGACGCCCUCGUUCCUGGCGGACUGCCACCCAGGGGGACCCAGGAACGCCGCGGGCCAGCCCGUGGUCUGGGACGUCCCCGGCGCCAUGGCCGCCGCGCUGGCGCCCACCCCCUGGCGCGAGCAGCUGCUCAUGCAGCUGCUGGGCUACGCGGCGUACCACCGAGCCCAGGACGCCGCCGCGGCCGCGACCUCCAAGCCGAAGGCCAAGCCGGCGGCGGCGGCGCAGACGCAGCAGCAGCAGGCGCGCGGGGCGGCGGCGGGCAGGGCGGACUCGCGGCCCCUCUCGACGCCUCCGCCGCCGAACGGCAGAUGCACCUGCCUUAUUGGACCCUCACCACCGCCGCGGCCUAUGAUGGCCCGCAUGCGGCGCUCCCGCAUGCCCCCCACGAGCUACUUUGUCGAGCAGAUGGUGGAGGGCGUGCUCAAGCCCGACACGUACGCCACAGUGGAGGACCCCUUCGACAGGGAGACUGAUGACGAGGAGGCGGAGGAGUUCAACACGCAGUACUACCAGCUCAUGAGGGGCUGGGCCAGGCAGGGCGACCCCACCGCGCAGAAGGAGUACGCGGCGUGGCUGCGCAAGCUGUCACGCGCGAAGCGCGCCUACGCGGAGGCCUACCGCAACGAGGACAACGAGACACUGGCCGCAUACGGCUACGAGGGCUAUGUGGCGGAGGGCCUGGACCUGGGGCCGACCUUCGACCCCGAGGACGUCACCGACCACAGGUACCAGUACGUGGUGACCGACACCGACGUCGCCAUCAUGCCCACCCUGGAUUACUACGGGUGA
Molecule: messenger RNA, 1449 nt
Organism: Monoraphidium neglectum
Lineage: Eukaryota; Viridiplantae; Chlorophyta; Chlorophyceae; Sphaeropleales; Selenastraceae
Product: Translocase of chloroplast 90
Exons: 12
Coding region: 1-1449 (482 amino acids)
Molecular function (GO): GTP binding
Source: RefSeq, a predicted model, not a curated record